Molecule: messenger RNA, 1119 nt
Organism: Pseudocercospora fijiensis CIRAD86
Lineage: Eukaryota; Fungi; Ascomycota; Dothideomycetes; Mycosphaerellales; Mycosphaerellaceae
Exons: 2
Coding region: 1-1119 (372 amino acids)
Biological process (GO): tryptophanyl-tRNA aminoacylation
Cellular component (GO): cytoplasm
Molecular function (GO): ATP binding; tryptophan-tRNA ligase activity
Source: RefSeq, a predicted model, not a curated record
AUGAAUAUUCCACUGAGCAGUGAGGUCCACGCCUUUGCUACCAAAUCUCAUGCAAGUCUUAUCGACAAGGACCUCCUUCAGCGUUUCACGGAUGUGACUGGCCGGAAGCCGCAUCGCUUUUUACGAAGGGGUAUCGUCUUCAGUCACCGAGACCUGGAGACCAUCCUCGACAAAUACGAACGAAAAGAACCAUUUUAUUUGUUCACUGGCCGCGGUCCAAGCAGUGACAGUCUACAUCUCGGACACUCCAUACCGUUCGAAUUCACAAAAUGGCUCCAAGAUGUCUUCGGUGCUCCGCUUAUCAUGAUGCUCACCGAUGACAUGAAACUCUUGCAUUCCGCUUCCUUGGAUGUAUCCACAGUGAAGCGGUACACAGUGGAAAACGCCAAAGACAUACUAGCUUUCGCGUUCGAUCCUGUGAAGACUUUUAUGUUUUCGAAUCUCGAUUUUGUGGGAGGGCCCUUCUAUCAGAACAUCAUCCGCGUGGCCAGAAUGAUCAGAGUCUCGGACAUCAAACAAGCCCUUGGGUUUGAGGAUCGACACAAUGUCGGCAUGUUCUAUUGCUGCUCGACUCAAAGCGCAGGCACAUUCGCAACGUCGUUUCCUGGCAUCCUCGGACCCGACACUACAGAGGAAGACCGAGCGACACUGCAAAACAUGCGAUGUUUAAUUGUGUGCUCUUGGGACAUCGACGGCUAUUUCAGUGAAGUGAGGAAGCACGCCGAAGCUUUGGGACUCAAACGAGCUGCGUUCCUUUACUCCAGCCUGCUGCCGUCUUUGCAAGGGCCAGAGGAAAAAAUGUCGGCUUCGGUGCCGGUGUCCGCGGUUUUCCUUGCAGAUGAUGGCGAAUCGGUCCGACAGAAGAUUGAGCUUGCCUUCCCCGACGAUGGUGGCUUCAAGAUGGAAACGCUUUUCGAAUAUCUGAACUUCUUUCUGGAGGAUGAUGAAGAAUUGGCACGACUCAAGAUGGGCUUUGCGCACGGCACUGUGCGGUCGAUUGAGCUCAGGGAGUCUCUCAUAGUCGCAAUACAACAGGUUGUCUUGUCGUUCCAGGAAAUCAGGGUUCGGGUCACGGACGACUAUCUGGAGGAGAUGAUGACGCGGAGGUUGAUUCGCUGA